Molecule: messenger RNA, 1434 nt
Organism: Metopolophium dirhodum (rose-grain aphid)
Lineage: Eukaryota; Metazoa; Arthropoda; Insecta; Hemiptera; Aphididae
Molecular function (GO): nucleic acid binding; zinc ion binding
Source: RefSeq, a predicted model, not a curated record
AUGACCUCGUUUUCGGGAAACGAGACCCCGCUACAGGCGGAUGACUGGUUACAGGAAGUAAAAGGUAUGACGACCCUAAAUCAUUGGCCGUUUGAAUACGUGUUGCAGUACGUUAGAAUGCAUUUGACUGGUCCGGCAAAAGAUUGGUUCUCGGGUCGGGAAUUCACCGACUGGGACAUGUUAGAACUAAAAUUCCGGCUCGUUUUCGUGCGUGACACGUUUGCUGCCGAUCGAGAUGAGAUGCGGGCGCGGAAGCAAGGACCAGUCGAGACCCUCAUCUCAUAUCUGCAAAUCAAGCUCCACAUGUGCAGAGGUAUCGGACACUCGUUCCAGAUGUCUAAAGACUACGUCUUGCGAGGACUGAGAUCCAGGGAAAUGGCCCUGUACGCUGUUGGUCGGAAUCACUCUUGUGACGAAGAGUUGUUGAGUGACCUGUUAAACUGGCAGCGCAUGUGUGCGUUGCAUGCGUCUCCGGAUACGCCGAAGUAUGUUGGUCCGCAAGCUGCUAAAGGGACGUCUGUCCGCCAACUACAAAAAAAGACUGAAGAGGAGUCGAACCCCAGUAAGUGGAAGAAAUUUGAUAAGACAGUCGAGGUGUCGAGUGGAACCCGGGUGGACGAUUACUCCCCCAGCUGUUGGGUUUGCAAAAAGACUGGCCAUUUGUCGCAUGACUGUCCUGACAAGACGAGUCAAAAAACCGUGUGUUUUGGAUGUGGGGUCGAGGGACAUAUCCGACCCAACUGCCCGGAAAAGGAUCAAGCAAAUGUCGCUGAAGCGGGACCGGUGCUUACGGGCCAUCCUUACAAGAAGGUUGGUUGCGUGAACGGUAAGGAAGGGGACAUGUUGCUCGACACUGGUAACCAUUACUCUCUCAUUAAAGAAAACGUCGCGACAAGGUGUGGCCUACGUGUGAGCCCUUCCGCACGAUCACUUUACGGAAUCGGAAGUACCACCGUGCCGUCGGUAAAUACUGUGGGUGAAGCGAUGGCAGACGUUGUGCUCGAUGGUGUCAACCCGGGCGAGGUUUUGUUAGUCGUGGUGUCGGACGCUGUCCAGUCUCCCGACGUGAUUGUUGGACGGUCGUGGUUGGACCUGCCGUCAGUGGCCUAUCAUAAAGCGCACGGACAUUUGUAUAUCCACAACGCUGAGGCGAGUAAGGAUGGUACCUCAGUGGGAACUGCUAGUCAUGACAAAGAGCCCGACUACCUAUCCGUCGUGGAAGUUGACAGAGAUCCGCUGGUUAGGCAAAUGUUGGUAUUGAGCGACCCCGAGUUUGUUAACGCGGAGGUGCCAGGUAGUUCGUCGGUCAAUUGCUGGAAGAAGACUAUGGAAGGUCUGAAGAGCGCUUGGCCGCGGCCACUGCUAAGUUGGCCGAUGCCGCACAAGUUGCUGAUGAGUCUGAGCGGAUCCGAGAAGCGUUGGAGAAUCGGAUAA